AUGUCCAAUGUUUAUUCAUUUUGGUUAGUACCAUCACAAGAGACUUGUGGGAGGUUAAACAAUGAUAUUGAAACGUUAUCUUCUGAUCUUGGCUUAUCACCAUAUCAACCACAUAUAACAUUAGCCAGUUUCACGUUCCCAUCAGCUGUAAAUAGUGAAUCCAUUUUAAAUAAUGUUAUAUCAUCCUAUGAAGAGCAAGUUAUAAGUCACAGUGUUAUUUUCUCAUUGAACGGUUAUAAAUUGGUAUCACAUCCUGUUGAUUCACAGAAAGCAAUUGUCUUAUUAGUUAAACUAACUAGUGCGCUGUCAGACAUACAAACUAAAACACAAGAUUUUAUUGAUUCUGCAUCACCUGUUUGUAAUGUAUUGGAUUCACCGUUUAUUCCACAUCUCUCAUUUAUACACGACACAAAAAAUUCUCUUAGUGGUCUCCAACGUGACUAUAUUAUUACACACAAACUAACUCGUGAUAAAUACUUUCAUUACGAAUUUGAGAUCGAUAGGUUGUGGCUGAUGGAUACAAGCCACCUUGCUGAUCAUGAACAAUGGAUUUGUAUUAAGAAAUGGUCUUUUCCAAACAGUGCUUACAAUACAUCAUCUAUAAUUAUGAAACCAUUGCCAUCAUUAAAUGUUGAAAAUCUUGGAUUAUCGUAUCAUGAACCGUUUCUUCAACUAUGUUGUAGAUUAGCUGAACAAUCUGUUGCACAUGGAAAUCAUCCAUUUGGUGCUUGCUUGGUCUUAGAUGGUUAUGUUCAAUUGACUGCUGAAAACAGCGUAUUUGUACCAGUUAAAGACGUCACUCGUCAUGCAGAAUUGAAUCUAAUUAGUGCGAGUACCCAACAAUUAACGCCUGAAGAAUUAUCACGCGCUAUUUUAUAUACGAGCUGUGAACCGUGUAUGAUGUGUUGUGGAGCCAUUGUCUGGAGUGGUAUUAAUUUUAUUGUUUAUGCUAUGUCACAUGAGAUGCUAAGUAAAUACGCGGGUGGUAGUGGUUUAAAGUCUGCUCGUUCAUGCCUAAUGACUAGUUGUAACCGUUCAUUUACGAUUAUUGGACCUAUACUAGAAAUGGAAGCAUCCAAAAUACACAAAACGUUUUGGACAGAUAAUAGUCAAACAGAUUCCACUUUAUGA
Molecule: messenger RNA, 1131 nt
Organism: Didymodactylos carnosus
Lineage: Eukaryota; Metazoa; Rotifera; Eurotatoria; Philodinida; Philodinidae
Source: the annotation of a GenBank genome assembly